AGCUUGAAUACCGAGAGCAUGAACAGUGAGCGUCCGAAAAAGCCAGACUCAAAGAUAGCCUUGAGAGACGAUGAGUCAUCACCAAUGUGUCAGUUUAAAGUGAGUUGACCUUGGAAAGCGUCUCACGAUCCCGGCUACCUGGACCCAGAUCGCAUAAUAUUACGGCGAAUGACGAAUCCGCAGAGAAUCUUGGUAGGGCAAAUGUGCGCUUCUUUGAAAACAAGAAAGACCAACAUGGAAGGUCUAGUCAGGGAGAAAACACCGUUAGCAGCACUGAUUGCGCCCGUGUUCUCUGACGAGAGUAUCAAAAUCCUGACAAAGGGAAUACGCGGGGUGGGAUCCAGGAAGAGGGAAGUGGCGCAGGAAAACGACGAGGGCGUAGCUAUCGCCUCCGAGAAGCUAACUGGCCCAGUUCUUGCCAGGGUCCGACAAGCGGUCGCUGAAAAUGAAACGCAGCGAAAACUGCAGUCUUUUUUGAAAAGUCAACUAUAAAGCGGUAAAUUUACGGGAGGAUUACCCAGACUACAACAUACCCGAUACGUUUUAGGCGUAAACUGCGUAAGCACGUACACUACAUCAUGUUUUUUUUUGUUCGUUACUGCAAUUGUUAUUACAGUCGUGAGAAAGUUGUUCUCAGUUUAUUUUACUCAAUUUUUAUUAUCGAAGGUUUGCGUGCAUAUAUAAGGCUCUUUAUUUUUACAAUUGUGAACUUACACGAACUGAGAUAUAAUUCGUAAUUUCAUUUAUACUAAAUCGGAAGUACAUACAAUACUGCUGUGAUUGAGUGAAAUUACCAUCAUCCUUAUUAACGACGAAAGAAUGAUGAGGAAAAAUAGCUUUCUACUCCAGCCGUGUUGAUUUAUAAUACAUUUAUAGCAUUUACUUCUGCAAUUUUUUAUCUUUCAUUUUCAAAUUAUGCAUACUUUGAUUUGUUCGUUUGUAUUUCUCUUCCAGGAGAAGGAACGUAUAGUUUUUUAAAACGACUAUUAAGUAAUUGCUCUAAGGUGCGCGAAGUUGAGUCUGAACUUUGAUCAUACAUAUAUCGCAAUUGGAAGUGAGUUAUUCGUAAACAUUAACGGUGCGACUAGCAUCUGAAUUAAUGGUUGGAUUCAAUUAUGAUUUGCUUAUUGAUU
Molecule: messenger RNA, 1133 nt
Organism: Neodiprion fabricii
Lineage: Eukaryota; Metazoa; Arthropoda; Insecta; Hymenoptera; Diprionidae
Exons: 4
Coding region: 169-492 (107 amino acids)
Source: RefSeq, a predicted model, not a curated record